AUACUUUGAUUGUGUCAUUGAAUGAAAAUCGACGAUUAAAUUUAAAUUUUAAAUACGAAGCUUAAACAUUGUUGGCUGAAAAGCUUACAUGUAUUUUGCGUUUGUGCCAUUUCUAAAGAACUAAAUAAUAGGAAACAUAGUUUUUUUCCAACAUGUCAUCUUAUAAACCUAUAGACUCAAAAAGAGAAGAAUUCAGACGAUAUUUAGAGAGAGCCGGCGUUAUGGACGCGCUUACUAAAGUUCUUGUCAGUCUUUACGAAGAACCUGAUAAACCUGAAGAUGCUUUAGAAUAUGUUCGUAAACACUUAGGCACGGACGGAGGAGAGGAUGAACUUGAAGCGGCUCGAGCUCGAAUUGCAGAAUUAGAAGCCGAGAAUGCUUUACUAAAAGGAGAAGCUGCACCGGCAGAAGGAUAAGCAGACCAACUGGCAUCAAUAGUUAUGAAGCAUGAACACUAACUCAAAGUCCUAAAAAUCAGAGGUCACUAUGUACUUUACUAUUAAAUACAGCAACAAUUUUAUAUUACUAUUUAAAAUAGGAACAUCUAAAUACAAUUGCAGUGAUUGUGUUCAUGUAAUAAGGCACUUGAAUUUAUGACAUGUUAAAUUUCAUAUGAUCUCAAUAAUAGCUUUUUUAUAGAUCUCAAAACAUAAUGAUUUUUGUGUUGAUUAAUUAAUUGUUAUAAACAUGGAAGUAUUAUUUUUUGUUACAUUAAGUUUGAUAAAGUGCAAGACAGCACAAUAAAUAUUUUGGUUUUUAU
This is a messenger RNA of Diatraea saccharalis (sugarcane borer), 760 nucleotides long. Lineage: Eukaryota; Metazoa; Arthropoda; Insecta; Lepidoptera; Crambidae. The record is from the annotation of a GenBank genome assembly.